Messenger RNA from Melampsora larici-populina 98AG31, 954 nucleotides. RefSeq lists its product as uncharacterized. NCBI's taxonomy places the organism in Eukaryota, Fungi, Basidiomycota, Pucciniomycetes, Pucciniales, Melampsoraceae. The transcript is spliced from 5 exons. Gene Ontology annotation, biological process: protein K48-linked deubiquitination. Gene Ontology annotation, molecular function: ubiquitin binding; cysteine-type deubiquitinase activity. Gene Ontology annotation, cellular component: nucleus. Bases 1 to 954 code for a protein of 317 amino acids. The record is from RefSeq and is a predicted model, not a curated record.
AUGGCAGCAGAAGAGACUACCGUGGAUGUGAAUACAAAGCUUUCGGAUUUGACCGAUCGACAAAUCUUGGAAUUGACACAAGGAAUCAAAGAUCAAGAAUCAAAAUCAAAACCAUUAGUUUCAAAGCUCGAAUCACUCGAGAUCUUACAGAACGAAUAUGAACAAUCCACACCCAACGAUUCUUCUAUCAUGAAUUAUGUUAAAAAGAUACGUUGGUUGAAAAAUGAAAGAUGGACAUCUUUUCGUAGAUUAAGAGGUGAUGGGAAUUGUUUUUAUAGAGCUUUUGGUUAUGGAUUGUGUGAAAGACUUUUGGUUUCUGAAGGUGAUUCGGUUUUGGGUGCGGUUUUGAGGAGUGAAAGUGAUUCGGUUGGAAGUGAAGUUAAUCAGAAUCGUGCUAAAGAUAUGGUAUCAAGAUUUGAAGGUUUACUUCCAUUGCUAGAUCAAGCUGGUUAUGAAAAGAUUAUUUAUGAAGAUUUUUGGGAACCAUUUCAAAGCAUUUUAACAUCAAUCUCAGAAGGAAAAAUCAACAAAAUCGAACAACUUUUAACCGCAUUUAAUGAUCAAGAAACCUGUGCUAAUAUUAUCAUCUUCUUGAGACUUUUAACUUCUGCUUAUCUUAAAGCUCAUGAGGAUGAUUUUGCACCAUUUCUACUUAGUUUUGAAGAAGAUUAUGAAAGGUUUCCAGCUGGUGCACCAAGUCUGAUUGAAUUCUGUCAAUUUUAUGUUGAAGCUGUAGAUAAAGAUGCAGAUCAUCUUUCGAUCACAGCUCUUACAAGAUGUUUAAAAGUAGAUUUAUCAAUUGCUUAUCUAGAUCUCUCAGCCAGUCAUUUUGGUCAUGUGAAUGAUACGAGUUCAAAUGAUUUGAAACUUCUUCCAGUUGAUUUUCAUCGGUUUGAAACUCAAGGUGUUGAAGUAAAAGAUUCAUGGACUGAUGUUGCCUUACUAUAUCGGUAG